UAUUCCGCUUUCUUUUGCUAUGGGGACCUUUCUUCAUCAACUAUAAGAGUGAUUUUUGCGGUUUUUUUUAUCCAAAUUUUUAUCAAAAUAGAAUGAGGAGAUUGAAAAAGUAUGAUACUGGCACAGCCACGCAUUAUAUAACACGUCGUCAGGCACUGAACAAAUUGCAACUCAGCCUCAAUGACUUCCGCCGUUUGUGCAUCAUCAAGGGUAUUUAUCCGAGAGAGCCUAAGAAUCGUCGUAAAGCUCAGCGUGGAGCCUCGGACAUUAAGAUUUUGUAUCAUGCCAAGGACAUACGGUUCCUGCUGCACGAACCAAUUGUAUGGACACUGCGCAAGUAUAAGAUUUUCAAUCGACAGACCGGUCGAGAUCGUGCGCUCAGGGACUUCCGGAAGAUGAAGAAGCGCCUUGAUCGCUAUCCUGAACUGAAGAUUGAUCACAUUGUCAAGGAGCGAUAUCCCACAUUUAUAGACGCUGUAAAGGAUCUCGAUGACUGCUUGACACUCCUCUUCUUAUUUAGCACCUUUCCCUCACUGAAGUACGUACCACGGAGUCAAUCAAAUCUGUGCCGGAGGCUGACAGUGGAAUUUAUGCAUGCUGUGAUUGCCUCGAAGGCACUCCAGAAGGUAUUCAUCUCCAUCAAGGGAUACUAUUUUCAAGCCAACAUCAAAGGACAGCUGGUAACAUGGAUCAUUCCUCACUACUAUCCCUUCAAGGAGCAGCCCAAGGAGGAAGUGGACUUUAAAGUUAUGUCCAUUUUCGUAGAGUUUUACUCGAUAAUGCUGGGCUUUGUAAAUUUCCGCCUCUACCAUGGACUCAAUCUUCACUAUCCACCCCAAAUCCCAACAGCCAUUGCAGAAAUCUCUGAGGAAAGUGCUCAAAAUGAAAAUCUUUUCAUUUCUGAACGAAUUGCUGCUCUCAAUUUGGACAUCUUGAAGACAGCCGCAGCCUCAGAUGGAGAUGGAAAUGAUGAAAAUGUUCUCGAUAUGGAUCUACUCUCCUCUACAUCUGCCCAGUCAGACAAAGUGGACAAAAUGCGGGCUCAAGCAUUGGAAGAGAAGACACUGAAGUCACUCUUUCAAGGGCUCAAAUUUUUCAUCAAUCGUGAGGUACCCAGGGAACCCCUUGUCUUCAUUAUUCGCUGUUUCGGGGGAACAGUAUCUUGGGACAAAGUGCUCUUUCCUGGGGCCACUUUUGAUGAGACAGAUGAGAGUAUUACUCAUCAGAUUGCAGAUAGACCAAAUAUGGACAGGCAAUUUAUCUCAAGGGAUUACAUUCAGCCUCAGUGGGUAUUUGACAGUGUCAAUCGUCGUACGCUCCUGCCCACGAAUCAGUACUUCCUGGGUGUAGAACUGCCACCACAUCUGUCACCCUUCACGUCAGACGAACAGGGCAAUGUCUAUGUUCCUCCUGAGGAGAAGGCUCUCAAGGACCCGGAACUUCCUGAAGAAGACAAAAUCAGCGAGAUCAGCGAAAGUGAGUCUGAUGAGGAUGAAGAUAUGGCAGCAUCUGAAGAGGAAAAGCCACAAGGGCCGAAAGGAAAACGCAAAAAGCUGAAGAAUAAGAAUGAACAGAAUAAAUCCGAGAAGUCCAUAGAUGCCCAGCUUGAGAGAGCAUACUGGCAGGAAAGGCAGGAAGCUGAAGCAGAAGACGAAGAGGAGGAUCCGAAAAGCGCAAAAGAAAAGAAAAAAGAGGAAUUGAAGCAAAAGAUGAUGGUAAAAACUGGUGAGAUCCACAAGGAAGACGCUAAUUUGGCCAAGACGCAAGAGAUUCAGGAGCAACGCCUGCAUGCACGUAUGGUGAAGCCAAGACACCGAAAUCUCUUCCGGAAGCUGCUGAGAGAUAAACUGGGAAAGAACAAGGAGCGCCGUAUUCUCGAGAAUAAGCGUCGUCGUAUCGAUACCGAAAAGAAGCAACAACAGAAAAAGAAACGCAAGGUUGAAAAUUGAUAAAUAAAUUUUCAACUCUGUCUUCUUUUAUUAUCCUAUUACGAAAUUAUAUACAUUGUUAUGCUCAUCAGUUUACAUUCUUCGUCUCAGACUCUGACCUGAGUGUAAAAAAAAAAAUAGGAAAAAAACAAAAAAAUAAAUUAAAAUGAGAAAUUAAUCUUCUAAAUGAAAGAGAUCAAUUUCUCUCAACAA
Molecule: messenger RNA, 2141 nt
Organism: Phlebotomus papatasi
Lineage: Eukaryota; Metazoa; Arthropoda; Insecta; Diptera; Psychodidae
Product: pescadillo homolog
Exons: 3
Coding region: 93-1949 (618 amino acids)
Biological process (GO): maturation of LSU-rRNA from tricistronic rRNA transcript (SSU-rRNA, 5.8S rRNA, LSU-rRNA); ribosome biogenesis
Cellular component (GO): nucleolus; PeBoW complex
Molecular function (GO): RNA binding
Source: RefSeq, a predicted model, not a curated record